AUGUCUCUAUCAUUAGGAGAAAUUAGAAAAUGGAGCCCGGAAGAGGUUAUUACUUUUAUAAAGGCCAAGAAAAAUGAUUUGUUUCUUAAGGAAAAUCAGAUUAAAGUUUUAGAGGAUCAAGAAGUUGCUGGUUUAGACUUCCUUAGGUUGAGCCAAGAAGAUUUGGAACGUUGGGGAAUACCAGGUGGACCAGCGAAAAGGAUCAUAGAAUCAGUUAAAGAAAUUAACGAAGGACGACUUCUCAGUUUGGAAGAAGCAUUAUCUUAUAUUCCACCAACUCUUAAAUGUGUUUCUAAACCAAAGCCCACUAUUCCAGUAAUUGGAAUUAUACCUAAAAAAAUAUUACUUUGGAAUGAUUUUUUUGAUAAAGUUAAUAAUUAUAAUUUUGACCGGCAGCAAUUAAAAUUCGAGAAACCACAAUUUGGAUAUUAUCAAUCAAUUUAUGAUGAAUUUAGUGUUCGUUGUGCAGUACAUGUAAAUAUUAAUCAGGUAUUGAAUUUACUUUUAGGAUCAAAUUACUGGUUUUCUUCAGAUAGGUCAGAUAGGUCAAGUAGGGUACAACCAGAUUUCUCCAGUUAUUAUAAAGGAAAACAAGAUUUCACUUGUUAUUACAAAGGUGAGGAAGAGGAUAAUAUGAUUAUGGUAAUUGAUAUUAAGAGAAAUCAAGGUUUAAUGGAUAUUGGCGAAAAGACACUUCCAGAAUUUUGUGCGGAGAAUGAGGAAGCAAAGAUAGCGAUUCACCAAAUUUAUAAUUACAUGUUAUUUAAUGCGUUAAAAUAUGAACGAUUAGAUGAAGAACAGUUAACUUUUGGUGAUUUUAAAUUUCUAAGUAUUUUAGGUACAGGAGGAUGUGGAAGUACAAAACUAGCUGAAUUUCGUGGAACUUUGAUUGCUUUAAAAUCUAUUGAUUUAUAUAAACAGUCAAAUCUUUUGGGGGAAAUGAAAAAUGAAGUUGAGAUUUAUAAAAUCCUUAUUGACAUUCAAGGAAAAUAUAUUCCAAGAUUGGUAUGUUAUGGUUAUUACAGUGGGUUUUCUUAUGUGAUAGGAACAACCCUUGCUGGUUCCAGUCUUGAAGGUAAACAUAUAACAACGCAACAAAAAGAUAUGGCUAUUGAUGGAUUAAAUGCAAUUCACGAGCAUGGUAUUCUUCAUAAAAGUAUUCAUGAAGGAAACGUCUUACUUAAUGAGGAUACUGGUGAUAUAUUUAUAAUUGAUUUUGGGAAGUCGGGUCAGGUUGAUUUAAAUAAGAAAAAUGAAAAGUUUGAAAAUGAGUUAAAAGAAUUAACGUAUAUGUUAGAUGAGAGCUUGUAA
This is a messenger RNA of Diversispora eburnea, 1311 nucleotides long. The record is from the annotation of a GenBank genome assembly. NCBI's taxonomy places the organism in Eukaryota, Fungi, Glomeromycota, Glomeromycetes, Diversisporales, Diversisporaceae.